UAUUAGAAAAUAAACAUGGAUAACGUUGGUGAAGUGCAAAUGGCGCGAGUUGCCACACGGGAGGCGUUGAGGUUCAUGACGGACUGCCUGAAGGCGGUCGGAGCUGCAUCGAGGGCUGCACAGCAGCAAGCGGAAUUGCUGAUAGAAGCUGAUAGAGUGGGUCAUCCUAGUCAUGGUCUUAAUAGAUUGGAACUUUACGUCAACGAUAUAAUAUCCGGAGCAUGCAUGCCCAAUAAUGAACCGAAAGUGCUAAAAGAAACUGCGUCCACAGCGUGGAUUGACGCCAAUAAUGUUCUCGGAGCUACAGUCAGUCAUUUCGCUAUGGACAUUGCUGUUAAGAAAGCCAAGGAGAGCGGUGUUGGUUGGGUAUCUGUCAAAGGAUCAAAUCACAAUGGAAUGGCUGGAUACUGGGCAAGAAAAGCUUCCGAAAAGGGCCUAAUUGGCAUGGCUUUUACGAACACCUCACCAUUACUUGCACCCACACGAAGUAAAAAGGCAGCAUUAGGAACGAAUCCUCUUUCGGUAGUGGCACCAGCUUCCGCCGGUGAAACAUUCUACCUGGACAUGGCAACCACUGCAGUAGCCGUUGGGAAGAUUGAGAUGCAAAUGCGCAAAGAAGAAAAACUUCCGAAUGGCUGGGCACAAGAUCCAGAUGGGAAAGAGACUAAUGACGCACACCUGGCCUUUAAAACAGGGUGCUUGAUGCCUUUAGGAGGGGGUGAACAAACGUCUGGCUACAAGGGAUAUGGGCUAGCUGCUAUGGUUGAGCUAUUCUGCGGUAUAUUAUCAGGUUCAAAUUACGGUCACCACAUUCGGUCGUGGUCACACAGCGGUGACGGCGGGCCGGCCAAUUUAGGUCAUUGUUUUGUGGCUUUAGAUCCAGAAUGUUUCGCCCCUGGGUUUGGGGAUCGUCUUACAGAUUGUAUACACCAUUGGAGGGAAUUAGAACCGGCGGAUCCAAGUUCGCCGGUCUUAGCACCAGGGGAUAAGGAAAAGAAACACGCAGAAUUAACAGAUGCUAAAGGAACCGUAUCGUACGUCAAACAGCAGAUUGAAUCCAGCGCAGCGCUUGCUAAAAGACUGAAAGUGACACCAAUGAAAGUUGAACCUGAAAUAUAGUCUGUUUCUAUAAAGGCAACUGUAGAAGCAUGUAUAAUCAAAUAUUUUUUAACACUUUAAUUUCAGAAGGAUCGAUCUGGUUCAUUUAAAUGAUCACAUGGUACAGGUUGUAGGUCGAGAGAUCGUAGGCAUUUUAUUAAACGGCGCCGUUUAAUUAACUGUUUGAAUGAAUUGAAUGGCUUGUGUUUAGUCUUUGUUUUUUUGUCACACGUUUUCAAAUCGUUUUUCUAGCCGUUACAUACAAAAUGCCGUCUAUCAUGAUAGUUCGUAGUAAAACGGCGAGUAAAUAAAGUCUUCAAUAAUAAUGUAAUUAUGUUGUGUUAUAUAGUAAUUAAGAGUAUUAUAUAAAUUAGCAUACUUUUAUCAAG
This is a messenger RNA of Zerene cesonia (dogface butterfly), 1487 nucleotides long. RefSeq lists its product as uncharacterized. Lineage: Eukaryota; Metazoa; Arthropoda; Insecta; Lepidoptera; Pieridae. Gene Ontology annotation, molecular function: oxidoreductase activity. The record is from RefSeq and is a predicted model, not a curated record. The transcript is spliced from 9 exons. Bases 16 to 1119 code for a protein of 367 amino acids.